Molecule: messenger RNA, 1053 nt
Organism: Gymnodraco acuticeps
Lineage: Eukaryota; Metazoa; Chordata; Actinopteri; Perciformes; Bathydraconidae
Exons: 5
Coding region: 1-720 (239 amino acids)
Source: RefSeq, a predicted model, not a curated record
AUGUUAGAGACUGGGCAACAAACGACAACACAUCAGGCGACAAUCAGUCUCCAGAUGUCCAUUGAGCAGCUAUUUCUAGGGCUGUGCCAAAAGAAAGCUUGCCUCUAUAGACAGACUGACAGCAAUAAGAUUCGGCAGUUGCGUCGCAAAAGGUUAAGGGAGGAAAAAACCAAACUCUUAGCGGCAAUACGCCAGUACAACACCGGACAGCCUCCUGAAACAGAAAUCCAGGAAGAAGAGGUGGAGAGAAGACUGUCUGCAGAACAGCAAACAACAGACAGUCUAAUAUGGCCAUGGGAAGUGCAAAGUGAUGAAUCGGUGUCCAUUUUGGCCCAAAAAAAAGUCUUCGAUGCCUACAUGGGCAAAAGGAGACUUGUGGAGGAGAGGGCCAUAAUUGUGAGGGAGAUGAGGCAGCACUGCCUUUAUCUGAGAAGUCAGGCUGACAAGAUCAGGAUGCAGAUGCAACAUGUGUCAUGUGGAGGACAUAGUGACAUGACUCAAGAAGGGAGAGAUGGAUUAGCUAGUCUUCUAAAGAAAAGACUUGCUGACGUGGACACACACAUCCAGCAUCUUUCUUCGGCCUACAGCCUGGCAAUCGGACCAAAUGCCCCUCAAUGGCCUGAUGACUCUGUGGAGAACCAUGACCAAGACAGUGACAUCAGUGAUGACAGUGAGGAAGACCCUGAUGAGGACAUCACACACACCCUACCCCCACCUUGAGGAAAGGACGCUGGGGCACAGCGCCUCUCUCCCCCACCCUACCCCCUCCUUGAGGAAAGGACGCUGGGGUACAGCGCCUCUCUCCCCCACCCUACCCUGAAGGACACUAGGGUGUACAGCAGGGGUGGCCAACCAGUUAGAGGUUGAGAGCCAAUAAUUUCCCUGCGUUACUGCAAAGAGCCACAUCAUACACAUAGGCACACAUGCUGGGUGUAUGUCCCCCCCACCUCUCUCUCUCCUUUCUGUGUGCUCCCUCAGUCUCUUCCUCUGUGUGCCACUCUCUCUCACACAUAGAACAUGAACAUCUAAACAUUUACAAUAAUUGACCCACAC